CCCGGCGCGCCUCAGCUUGUGCUCACGCCGAGCGGCGGGAGCCGCCGCGCGCUGAGAGGCGCUGCCCGCGGCCGGAGUCGGAGCGGAGGAGAGAGAGCGAGCGAGCGGGCGAGCGGGCGCGGCGGGGAGAUGUGCCCGGAGGAGGGCGGCUCGGCCGGGCUGGGCGAGCUCCGCUCCUGGUGGGAAGUCCCGGCCAUCGCGCACUUCUGCUCGCUCUUUCGCACGGCGUUCCGCCUGCCCGACUUCGAGAUCGAGGAGUUAGAGGCAGCUCUUCACAGAGAUGACUCGGAGUUUAUCAGUGAUCUGAUUGCCUGCCUGCUUCAGGGCUGCUAUCAACGAAGGGAUAUCACGCCUCAGACAUUCCACAGCUACCUGGAAGACAUCAUUAACUACCGUUGGGAACUUGAAGAAGGAAAACCCAACCCUCUAAGAGAAGCCAGUUUCCAAGACCUUCCUCUCCGCACGCGGGUAGAGAUCCUGCAUCGCCUCUGUGAUUACCGGCUAGAUGCAGAUGAUGUCUUUGAUCUUCUCAAGGGUCUGGAUGCAGACAGUCUCCGAGUGGAGCCUCUGGGUGAAGAUAAUUCAGGUGCACUCUACUGGUACUUCUAUGGGACACGAAUGUACAAAGAAGACCCAGUACAAGGAAGGUCCAAUGGAGAACUCUCCUUGAGCAGGGAAAGUGAAAGACAAAAAAAUGUCUCCAAUGUUCCUGGAAAAACAGGCAAACGAAGAGGAAGGCCUCCAAAACGGAAAAAAGUACAGGAGGAGAUUGUAUCAAGUGAAAAGCAGGAAGAAAACUCAUUGGUGUCUGAUCUGCAGACAAGAAAUGGAUCCCGAGGGCCAGGCCAAGGUACUUGGUGGCUCCUGUGUCAAACAGAAGAAGAAUGGAGACAGGUCACUGAGAGCUUUCGAGAGAGAACAUCUGUCCGAGAGCGGCAGCUCUACAAGCUCCUCAGCGAGGACUUCCUGCCUGAAAUCUGCAACAUGAUUGCCCAGAAGGGAAAACGUCCACAGCGCACAAAGCCAGAGUUGCAACAUAGGUUUAUGUCUGACCACCUGCCCAUCAAAUCCAUCAAGCUAGAGGAGACUCCCAUGCUCACCAAGAUGGAAAAGCAGAAGCGCAAGGAGGAGGAGGAGGAACGGCAGCUGCUACUGGCAGUGCAGAAGAAGGAGCAGGAACAGAUGUUGAGAGAGGAGAAAAAGCGGGAAUUGGAGGAAAAAGUCAAGGCAGUGGAAGAUCGAGCCAAGAGGAGGAAGCUCAGGGAAGAGCGGGCCUGGCUGCUAGCUCAAGGGAAGGAGCUACCCCCAGAACUUUCCCAUUUGGACCCGAGUUCUCCUAUGAGGGAAGAAAAGAAGACCAAGGACCUCUUUGAGCUGGAUGACGAUUUCACUGCCAUGUAUAAAGUUCUAGAUGUGGUAAAGGCUCACAAGGAUUCCUGGCCCUUCUUGGAACCUGUAGAUGAAUCUUAUGCCCCCAACUAUUACCAGAUUAUUAAGAUCCCCAUGGAUAUUUCAAGCAUGGAGAAGAAAUUAAAUGGAGGUUUAUAUUGUACCAAGGAGGAAUUUGUAAAUGACAUGAAGAUCAUGUUCAAGAAUUGUCGAAAAUACAAUGGGGACAGUAGUGAGUAUACCAAGAUGUCUGAUAAUUUAGAGCGGUGUUUCCAACGGGCCAUGACAAAGCAUUUCCCUGGUGAAGAUGGAGACACAGAUGAAGAAUUUUGGAUCAGAGAGGAUGAAAAACGGGAGAAAAGAAGGAGUAGGGCUGGUCGAAGUAGCGGAAGCCAUGUUUGGACCCGCUCUAGAGACUCAGAAGGGCCCAACAGGAAGCAACCACCAGUGGAGAAUGGAGGAAAAUCAUUGCCCCCUGCACGCCGAGCUACCUCCUCGGGGGAUGAUCAGAGUAGCAGUUCUAAUCAGCUCCCUCCAGGGGUGGGCACAUCAAAUGGCCAAGGCUCUUCCCACCCCCUGCAUUGUGGCAGGGUGCCUAGCCAAGCACCCCCUUUAAACCAGAUGCGGCCAGCAGCACCAGGAACAUUUGGCUCUCUUCAAGAUCCCACCAACGUAUAUGGCUCCUCUCGAGUCCCAGAGGUGCCUCCAGGAGAUCCCUUGCAGCACCCACCCUUUGCCAUACAGGCUCCAGUUGGAAUCAGUAACCACCGAGGACCCCGGCUCAGUGCUCCUAAAGAGAAGAUGUGUGAGGGUCUAACACACCUCUCCAAUAUGGGAUCACAUCCCCCCUCCUUGCAGCUUGGGCAGAUGAAUUGUCCCAGUCAAGAUGGAAACAUCUAUCCACCAGCUCCAUUCCAGGCAGGAUUUAUUCCUUCUAGGCAUGGUGGGACUCCAGCCCGACCCCCAGACUUCCCUGAAAGCUCAGAAAUUCCUCCUGGUCACAUUUAUCAUUCAUACAAGUACCUGAAUCGAGUACACCCUGCUGUCUGGAAUGGGAACCAUGGUGCUACAAACUCAGGACGUUUGGGGCCAGAUGAGAAGCCCCACCUGGGGCCAGGACCCUCUCACCACCCUCAUACCCUUGGUCAUGUGAUGGAUGCCCGGUUAAUGAGACCACCUAUCCCAGGAAACCAGUGGGCUAAACAAUCAAGUUUUCUACCUCAUGGAGUUCCUUCCUCGGGGUAUAUGCAACCACCUUGUAAGUCUGCUGGACAUCGGUUGCAGCCUCCUCCAGCUCCAGCUCCAAGUCCUCUGUUCGGGGGACCCUCCCAGGCUCUCCGGGGGGUCCAAGGAGGGGAAUCCAUGAUGGACAGCCCUGAAAUGAUCGCCAUGCAACAGCUCUCCUCCCGAGUCUGUCCCCCAGGUGUGCCUUACCACCCCCGCCAGCCCACUCCUUCCCAGUUACCUGGUCCCUUUCCACAGGUAGCUCAUUCAGCAUCAGUGUGUGUGUCAGCCCCCAAGCCUGCUUUGGACAACCCCGGGAGUACACAGGAUGUCAGUGAAACACAAGAGCCUGAGAAUGACCGGGCUGAACCUUUGCCUGGGCUUGAAGAGAAAACAGCAAGUGUUUGUGCUUCAGAGGGCAUAUACCUCAAACAGCUACCUCACCUGACACCUCCCCUGCAAGCCAACUGUACCAGGCAAAGCUCACCGCAAGAAAGGGAAACAGAGGACCCAGAACUCAAAAGUGAUGCUUCAGAAACUGCAGCCAAUUAUAAAGCAUCAAAGAGCAAGAACACCUGGCCUCUGGACAAUAGCUACACCAGCCCAACUGUGCAAGGUUGUUUGCGAGACCUCUCCAUGGUGGCAGAUGGAGGGACUCUGCCUGAAAAUGGGGUUGUUGAUGAAACAUCUUCUUGUAGGUCAGAGGGGAAGGGCCUUGGUGGCAGUGGUUCAGAAAAGCCACUCUGCCCCAGGGGUAAAACAUUGCAGGAAACCAUGCCAUGUACAGGACAGAAUGCAACGACUCCUCCUUGCACAGACCCCAAUUUGAUGACAGGCACUGUAAAUCAGUUUUCUCCCUUGUACAUGCCUGGCCUAGAAUACUCUAAUUCAGCUACACAUUACCACAUGAAUUCAGGUCUACAAGGCUUGGGCUCUGUGAUGGGAGGAAAGUCCCCAGGAUCACAUCCUCAGCCCUUCUCCCCCAGGGGCAUCCAGCCUAACAGUACCCAUCCUGGACUCUUUCCCCAAUACCGCCCCCAGCAGGGAAUGAGGUAUGCCUACCAACCAUCUUCUCAGCCCUCCUACCAUCCCUAUCAGCGGACUCCUUAUUACACAUGUCCACAGGGCUUUUCUGAUUGGCAGAGAUCUCUACCUUCCCAGAGAAGCCCAAGUGGACCCCCAGGGAGUCACCCCCCACGUCCUUUCUUCUCAGAUAAGAAUGCUUUGCCUAGCCUGCAAGGCUGUGAGACACUCAAUGCUGCCUUAACUUCUCCAACUCAAGUGGAUGCAGUGGCUGCUAAAGUUGUCCCAUCUGAUGGACAGAAUCCUGGUCCAGAGGAGGAAAAGCUGGAUGAAUCUGUGGAGAGGCCAGAGAGUCCCAAAGAAUUUCUAGAUCUGGACAACCAUAAUGCAGCUACCAAGCGGCAGAGCUCACUGUCUACCAGUGACUAUCUUUAUGGAACUCCACCUCCACCUCUGAGUUCAGGAAUGACUUUUGGCUCACCUGCUUUCCCACCCCACAGUGUGAUGCUGCAUACAGGGUCUCCUUACACUCCUCAGCGUCCAGCUAGUCAUUUUCAGUCCCGGGCAUACCCAUCCCCUGUGGCUGCCCAUCCACCUCCCCAUCCGGUGGCCACCCAGCCCAAUGGCCUCUCUUCAGAGGGCCCCCUCUACCGAUGUCAGGAAGAGGGCUUAGGUCACUUUCAGGCUACAAUGAUGGAGCAUACUGGCACUGGAAGCGGAAUAAGAGGCUCUUUCCAUGAAGUGCACAGACCAUCAGGAAUGCACAUGCAUCCAAUCCAGUCACAGUCUUUAUUUCCAAAGACCCCGGCACCUGCAGCAUCACCGGAACAGUUGCCACCACAUAAGCCCCCAACACUUCCUCUGGAUCAGAGCUAGUCCAAGGAGGAAAUAACCCCCAGGGAAAUGGACAGCUGCACAUGAAAACAUCCAGGCCUUGGAGGAUUUGGAGGAGUGAUUUUUAUAGGCUUGUGUUCUGCUAUCCUGCUCCACCUCUUCUGUGAAUCAUACCAUCCUCAGAGCUUGAACUGCUGGACUUUAAAUGCACACUCUGUAGAUGACUGACUGACCGGGCCUGUGGCUGGGAUCAGCUGCAUAGCUGACAUACUUAGCAAGAGCAAGUGUACCUGGAGUUCUUGCUGUCUUCUCCAAAUCUCAAGACUCUGUUCAGGGAAAAUCACUUUAAAUUUGGGUGGAGGGUACAUGUAAGGAAGGAGUGGUGCUUCUAAACUUUCAUGAGCAGCUAAUCUCAGGUAUAUAUUUGGGAAAGGGACUACUUGUAGUAUUAAUGUUUUUGGAGCUGGGUCCAGUUUACAGAAUUUUCAUGUUGCUUUUUUUUUUUUUUUUGUGAAUGUAUUGUAUAUAGAGUGGGACAGUCAGGUGGGCACAUGGAGGAGUUGGGAGUCCUUCCCAGCUGUGGCAGGCACACAGUACUGGAGUAAGACUGUUUUUGUAUAGUCAGGUCACACUGAAUGCUUGUGGAGCUUGGGAAAGAGACCUGGAAGGUUUCAGCUUAUGUAUGUCACUAACUUGUUUUCCAGCCUGCCUCAGAGACCACUUACUGCAUUCAUCCUUCUCAGCGUUCAUUUCCCAGUUUGUCAGCAGGUGCUGUCAUGUGGCCUACUGGGUGUUCCUGCCAGAGGGCAGACUGCUCUCACCUUAAUGGCCCAAGUUCUGGAUUCGGGAAAGCAUGUCCCUUCCUUAUUUUUCCACCAGCUCUACCAGAUAGUUGUAAACCAGGAAUUUGGGCUCUUUAGAGUGUUUUACUUAUUAGAAAAUGAAGUGGCUUCUUCAUGGGCCUGUUAAGCCUGUGGUCUAGAAGCCAUCACAUAACGCUUUCUAGCACAAAUUGUGUUUUGUGAAAGUGACUACUCAGGUUUGUUAUAUAUGUUAGUCUCAAUAAAGAAAUUGCACAGGUUUGAUUAAGGAAAGUAUAUUCUAUAGAUUGAAAUUUGAAUUUAGGACUAUUUCAGUAUGUAUAGUUUUUAUUCAGUUUAAGAGAAUCAUAGUAAACUUGGUCGUGUUGAUUUAAAGUAGCUGUCAAGGGCUAGUUCUUGAAAAUUAUUUGUUGUGUCUGUGAUAGCAAACAACUUUACAGUAUUAAAUUACUUUACUAUGAAUUUAGAAGUGAAUUACACUGGAUUCUCCCUGCUUUAGCCUUCUGCAUUUUAUUUUAGCUGAGAUAUCACCAAAGUUAGAACUAUGUUUAAAUUUUUUAAUAUCUCACACAGAAUAAACCAAGGGAAGUGCCCCAGAGUUGCAAGUCUCUGUAAAAGAAUAUAAUUUUACAGUAUGCUUUGGGGUAGUAGAGAUCUCCAUAAAAAUACCUAUCUACCCUAGAUUCUUAGAAGUUUAGGCGUGGAAAUUUCCCUAUGGCCCCAGCAUCCACAGUAAAUGCAGAAUAGUCUGCUAAAUAUAUGAAGGGGGAGGGAAAUAAACUGGAAACAUCCAGGUUAUAGAGAUAAUUUGGACCCUAGGGCACCUGCUCUCGAAUGAUGGCAGUGAUUGCUGGUGGUGCUGACCCCUGUAGGAUCUCCCAGGUAUGCACAUACAAAUAAGCAAUUUUCUUUCCAAUAAAUUUGUUUUAAUUGGUGUUUCUAAAUCAGUUGAAUUGGAAGUCUAAAAACAUACACGAUCCAGUUGAGAAUUAGAAGAGUGAAGUCAGAUUCGUUGGGUGGCUCUUGGUCUGCUGUUGAGCUGUCUGAGCCACCUUAGUCUUACUACUGCCGUUUCUGUACCUGUUCCUAAAGCAGAGGCCUGUAAUGUGUCACUAGGAAUGUUAACAACCCUCAGGCCUCUUUGAAGGUGCUAAAACUAGAGGUCACUAAACUGAGUGCAUUCUGCUUCCACCUCCCCACCUCACCCCGUUUACCUAUUUCUAAAAAAAAAAUUGCUGUGAAUAGCAUUGGGGAAUAAGGAAUUGGUGAGUUCCUUUAUCCCUUACGUUCUUGAGGAAAUUAAAUAGAAAAUUGAACUACUGUAUUAAGUUUUAACACUGUGAGAAGAACCUGUUAUGUCCUAUGUGGGAAUUUGGUGGUGUCUAGUGUUUACAGAACCUAGUCCAGUAGGUUCUUCCUCUGGUCUGACCCCAGCUUUUUUGGUUUUUGAAGUACUAGGUCCUUGGAGCAGCCAGAACACAAUGCUGCACUUCUGUGAGCCCCUCACCCUGGAGUGCAGACAAGAACUUUUGUUUUCGCCUUUCUCUCCAGCACUUCUCUUCCAAGUGUCUCAGCAGAUGCAAAUUAUCUCAUUUGCAGUCUUCUUCAGUAGGAAAUGGUGGUUGUGUGAGGUGUAAUAAUUAGAAAGUAGUAUGUAAAGGUGUCUUAAGAGAUUCACUCUUGCUCUAGGACCUGUAUCCAUUGGUCACUAUGACCUUGUCAGUAUGUUGACUCUCCGUGGUCCCCAAGAGGACAUAGCUGUGCAUAAUUGAAAGCACUCUUUGAUUUAGUGUUAGACUUACCUUUAUCAGACUUAGUCAUAACUUAAAAACCUUAAGGCCUCAACGGGCAGUGAUGGCACAAGCCUUUGAUUCUAGCACUCGGGGAGGCAGAGGCAGGUGGAUCUCUGUGAGUUCCUGGCCAGUCUGUUUCAGGACAGGCUCCAAAGCUACAGAGAAACCCCUGUCUCCAAAAAAGCAAAACCUUUAGAACCUGAAAGAAAUAAAAGAUUCAGAAAAUAGAGUUUUUUAGAAGGUUUAUGGGUGUAUGUCUUUGCCCCCUAACCCAAACCCGCCCUGCUGUGAAAUCUGUUUCUUUUACAAGAUGAUAAUGAUGGAAGCUGUUGGCUAAAAUUCCUUGCUUAGAAGAAUGUGAAGAAUAGAACAAAAUACGCAGGGUUCUUGUUCAUGUAACUUUCUAUCCCAUCUUAAAAAUAAAGGGGCAGCCACUCUGCCUUCUGAGCCA
Mesocricetus auratus (golden hamster) is the source of this 7535-nucleotide messenger RNA. Its product is annotated as cat eye syndrome critical region protein 2 homolog. Gene Ontology annotation, molecular function: protein binding. The record is from RefSeq and is a predicted model, not a curated record. Gene Ontology annotation, cellular component: CERF complex. The transcript is spliced from 19 exons. NCBI's taxonomy places the organism in Eukaryota, Metazoa, Chordata, Mammalia, Rodentia, Cricetidae. Gene Ontology annotation, biological process: chromatin remodeling. The coding region runs from base 130 to 4512 and encodes 1460 amino acids.